AUGACGGCGGGUGUUGAAGCAGCACCUUUUCUUCUCUCCGUGGUGUUCCUCACCAUCCAUGAUGAACACGACCCACGAAGUUCCGAAGCGCAAGAAAGUCGCAGAGACUUGCUGGAGAGCAUCAAACCCUUCCUGGAAUGUCGAUCACCAGGCGAGGAGGAGUCUGGAAGAGGUGAGCCAAAGAGUGAGGAAGAGUGGUUGGAGGAUGCAUGCAGUACGUUAGCACGUUGGAGGUUCGGUGAGGGGAGGAGGAAUGAUGUGGAGAUUGAACUUGAGCUGCCACAGUACAAGAUUGAUGAGUUGCUGGCACAGCUUCAGGACCACGUGGUCAACCAUGACCAAGAUUCCAGCCUGAAGUCCGAGUUUCCCUUGGCCCAUGUGGCCACUGUUGCGGCGUUGGCGCCCGUGCGGGCGCCCGUGCGGGGCGCUUUGGGGGAUUCGACAGCCCUGAGGGUGGCAGAUGAGUGGGAUCCCUUGGCCAAGUUGGCGCAGUUCAAGGAGUUGCAGGCGCGGUAUGCGGCUGUGAAGGAGCAAAGGGAGCGAGCUGAGAGCACCAAGCGCAUCUUGCAGCAGAUGCCCACUGCAGGGGCAACUCCUCCCCCUGCCCCAGCCAUGGCAACAGGUGUCGCCGACCCGCAGAUUACGCCCCCAGAAUUUCCACCUGCAGGUGGCUUGCCUUUCCCAUUCUGUGGGGUCCCAGGUGUCCUAUCUCCGAGGACCAAAGCGCCCCCCGAGCCGGAAAGGGAUCUGACGGAUGGCGCCUAUGUCUACGAUGCCGUGCGAGAGAUUGCUCGGGAGGAAGGGCCAGAGGUCUACACACGGAUGAGUAAGGAGGAGGUCUUGCUGGCCAAGGAUGGUAUGGACAUGACGCUGAACCACUUGCGCACCACCGGAGCCCGCAUGCGAACGGAGGUCCGCGAGCUUGACCGAAAGAUGGAGGAGGCCGGGCAGAUGGCUCAAAUCCGGCAGAUGGCUUCCAACGAGCCCGAGUUGCAGGAUGAGCUGAUGGCGCAGCAGCGGCUGAUCCAUGAGCAACAGAGGUUGGCAGAUGAGGAGCGAGCCUUCUGGCUUCGAAGGGAGAAGGUCUUGCAACCGGAGGAGGUGGAUGACUUUCACCUUGAAGGUGGGCACGUGAGUUUUCACUCUCCGCGGGGGGCGGGGCGCGUUCCGUUUGUGACCGUCGGUGAAUGUUGUGACUUCCUUUCGAGUGGUGAGCCCAUCGUUUGUUGGGCUGUUGUUUGGAGGAGUUUGGGCUCAGGAUGUGGACCUUUCUUGAAGUUUCUGAAGUUUGGCCAUUGGGACGUAUUGGAAACUCUUGACUCUUGA
This is a messenger RNA of Durusdinium trenchii, 1326 nucleotides long. NCBI's taxonomy places the organism in Eukaryota, Dinophyceae, Suessiales, Symbiodiniaceae. The record is from the annotation of a GenBank genome assembly.